CGUGAAACGAGUGGUACAUCCGUCGUCGGAUAAUAAAUAAGGUGAUGCUUUUGUAAGAAUUACAUUUGUAGCGCCGUGGGUCGAAUGAAAUCAAAAAUAGUUUCAUGCUGAAAUCGUUGGGCCAAUGUUCGUUUACUUCAUUUUAUACGUGUAGUGGGGACUCACCUAUAAACAGCGAAUGGAUGAAGAAGUAUUGGUAGAUGAAAUACAUAAGAACGACAAAAGUGAUACUCAAUUGAUGGGGGACCGAGCAACCGCCGUCAUGCCUCUAUUGUAUAUUCAGCCAGGCAAGCUACGAGCUGGACAGCCAAUAAAUGGGACUCCUACUGCAACUACAUCUUCCCCUCCUCAGCUAGCCACAAUUAUCAAUCCGAUUACUAGUGGUCAAAACAAAGUAUUUGUGCAAGGAUUAUCUCAAGUUAGCGUUGCUCAGAAUAAACAACACAUUGUCAUUCAUCGACCGAUUACCACAUUGAGUUCAACGACCAGCAAUUUGCCACAAAAGCACAUAGUUUUGAGAAAAUCAACUGCUACCACAGCGCAAAUUUUACCCAUGCCCUCUUCACAAGGAACCCAAUCUCAUCCACCGACAGGAAAACAUGCCUUUGCUUAUCUCAGUAAUCUCAUCAAACCUAACAAAUCCAGGGAACCUGUUAUUUUACCCGCAGGAGUAGUCCCUGCGCCACAAAGUUCUAAACAAAAACUGGUAAUCACACCUGUGAUAUCGCAGUUGUCACCGGCAACAACUGGAAACACUACCACUGUACAAAGUCAGUCUUCGAAACACAGUAGUAAUUUGUUGUUGCCUGUCACUAUGCCGCAACAUAGUGGUCCAGUCAAACAAGGCAUGUUUAAUUUGAAAAUAAACAAUGGGCAACUCAGUGCAGAUCAUAAAGGAACUAUCACAGUGUUGCGUGAGUCAAAAGGCGGCAAUUCUGGACUUCAACCUCCACCUUUACAUCCCUUAACUAAAAUGGGCCUGCUGAAAUCGGUAAAAGGAAGUGGAAGUGCAAAAGACGGUAUUAAAAUAACAGAGAAUGCUGACUCAGCGGUCAUAACACCAAUUCCUAGUAAAGAUGAGGAGGCACCACCGGAAAAACGCAAGAAAACUAUAAGCAAUAUUUUACGGGGAAACAGCGACAAACGGGCGAAGAAACAGCCAGCAAAGUCAGUUCAGGACACCGCUCCCAGUGUCAAGCCCCCACCAAAAAAUUCUGAACUAGAUAAGGAAAAAGAUAAAAAGCAGCAGAAUGACGAUGACAUAACUUUAAUCAAAGUGGUACCUAGUGAAGAUAAGAGACUCAGGCAAGACUCCGCAUUGGAUGACGAGAUAAAAAUAGAAAUCAUAAAGGCAAUGCCAAGCAAAGACGAUACUGUGACUGACUUGCACCACGAACGCAAGGCCGGAAGUCAUGCUGUUGAAUCUAAGGAGGCGGUCAACUCCUCUCAUCAAAAUGAUCCAAACUUUGAUCCUGCCAAGGCACUCGAUUGGCAAGACGGUGUUGGGACAUUGCCUGGAAGUACGCUUAAGUUCCGAAUGAAUGAAUUUGGGAUGAUGGAGAUGGUUGAAGAAGAGGAUAACAAACAAGUGAAAAGUAAAAAUAGUGGUGAUAAAGAGAAUGUGUGUUUGUCCCAGAACUCGUCCAAUGCCAGCUCUGCUCCUGCAAUAAGCGGUGAUAAGAAAGUUGAUGAAAAGCAACCUCGAUCCACUGUUCCAGAUACAAUUUAUUAUUGCGAUAAUUGUAACUGCUACGGUUUAGCUGCCGAAUUCGAGAGUCCAAACUCUUGUAGCCGCUCGUGUACUGAACUAUUGGCGACAAAAAGGGCUGCUAUGUCGCGAAGAGAGAGGGAUGUGAGAGACUUACGUGCGAAACGGAAACGCAAGAAAUUAUUGCAAGAACAUGGCUAUACCUAUCAAAAUCAACAACAGCAGCAACAGAAACAAGCUCAAAUGCAACAGUCGCAGGGACAGUCAGAAGAAUGUGAGCAGGACCAGCAAAUUGAAGUAGAUGAACCGACCAAGGAUAAGUCCGAAACGGAUGAAGAAGUGAAAUACUCGACAUCUACUCCCAAUGAAGAGAGUCAGGAUGACCCUGAAUCUAAGUAUCCCUGGCAAACUGGUAAACGAGGGUUCUCCUGGGCAAAGUAUUUAGAGCACAGCAAAGCCAAGGCAGCACCAGUAAAGUUAUUCAAGGAUGCUUUUCCAUACACUAAAAACCAAUUCAAACUUGGAAUGAAGUUGGAAGGUAUCGAUCCUGAACAUCCAUCUCAUUAUUGCGUUCUGACCGUCGUCGAAGUUCUGGGUUAUCGAAUACGCUUACACUUUGAUGGAUAUCCGGAGAACUACGACUUUUGGGUGAACGCUGAUAGUAUGGAUAUUUUCCCUGUUGGAUGGGCGGAAAAAAACGGGCAUAAACUUGACCCACCCAAAGGUUAUGUGGCUACUAAUUUCAAUUGGAACGCCUAUCUUAAAACCUGUAAAGCUCCCGCGGCUCCGAAAAAUAUAUUUUCAAACAAAAACACACUUUUUCCAACCGGAUUCCGGCAGGGCAUGAAACUUGAAGCGGUAGAUAGGAAACACUCCUCUCUCGUAUGUGUUGCUAGCAUCGCAGAGCUCAUGGACUCGCGAAUAUUAGUACACUUUGAUUCUUGGGAUGAAGUCUACGACUAUUGGGCAGAUGCAAGUUCUCCGUACAUUCAUCCUGUGGGAUGGUGUCAUCACAACGGUCACAGCCUUACACCACCCAAUAGUUAUAAAGACCCAAAAUUUUUCACCUGGGAAUCCUAUCUGAGAGACAAUAGAGCUGUCGCUGCGCCUGCGAGAGCGUUCAAACAACGUCCACCUUGUGGAUUCAAACGUGGUAUGAAAUUAGAAGCUGUCGACAAAAGGGUGCCUCUGCUAAUCAGAGUUGCAACUGUUGAGGAUGUUAAGGAUCAUGUGUUAAAGAUUCGCUUCGAUGGCUGGCCCGAAAAUCAUGCCUACUGGGUUGACGAUGAUUCACCCGAUAUACACCCGAUGGGGUGGUGCAUGAAAACAGGACAUCCUCUGGAGCCACCUUUGACUCCUGAAAAUUUGACCGAUCGCCCCGAGUGUGGAACCCACGGAUGUCGCGGCAUCGGUCACGUCAAAGGUCCGAAGUUUGCCGCACACAACUCUGCAUCUGGCUGUCCGUACUCACCACAAAAUCUGAACCGAAUCAGACCAUUACCAGACAGAUUGAACGUCAAACAAGAGUGUUGCGAUUUUGAUGAAGAUAUUCAUGAGAGACCGAAAAGCGACAAACUCGAAAGAAUAAAAAUGGAACGUAGCGAGAAGAGUGACAAAUAUUCGUACCACGAGGAACGGGGAGACAGAAUUGCUGCUAAAGUAGAAAACAACGAAUCGUUUGAAAUUAAAUACGAGAAAACUGAAAGCUCCGAAAAGUCUGGAAAAUAUCGACAGCAGCAAAGCGACGGCCAAACAGAUGAUGAUGAGGUGUCCAAAAAACGGAUCAAACGGCGACAAAUGUCGGAAGAAGCUUCUCUGUCACCGGGAGCAUAUUUCGGGGAUAAUUCGGCGAUUUCGAUGCAGUACGCAACGAACAUACCCGACAAACAACUUAGAACCGAAAUUUAUCACUCGGUUUACAAUCCUGGAUACAAUCCCCUCCCGGAGGCUCCUCAUAUAUGGGCAAAGCACAGCAAUGCACUGAACAGAGUGGUCGCGAAGCAGAACACCGACCCUCGUCGAUGGUCUAACGAGGAGGUCAUCAAGUUUAUACACAGCGUUCCUAAUUGUCGAGAAAUCGGCAGCAUUUUCAGAAAACACAGCAUCGACGGAGAGGCAUUCUUGAUGUUGACGCAGGAAGAUUUGGUCACAUUACUGGGCUUGCGAUUAGGCCCUGCGAUAAAAUUGUACAACAGUAUAGUUUUACUUCGCCGUCGAGCGGCGUGAACAGCCACCAACGAUCUUCACUAUCGCGUUCAAAAAUGCUGAUUAUCGGAGUUAAGUUGAAUACACGGUAUCAAAAUACCGUGACCAUUGAAAAAAUUCGAAUUACCUUCGUGAUACUUUCUAUAUUCGCUCCUAGCUAGUAAUUAGCACAUCCCACAUUUAUACUUAGAUACUCCCAAUAAGCGCAUAAAAUCACCACAGUAUUAUACCGCUAAUCACAGUGCCGAUGAUGUAAAAAUCCUGACGCCUCAUAUUUCGAAUGGUGAUACUUUUAAAUUAUUAAUAACAAAGAAAAAAAAAAAAAAGAAAAGAUUAUUCGAAACCAACAUGUAAAAAUGUAAAUAAACUAAACUACAAUAAAUCCCUAAAGUCUAUCGCUACAUUUAGAGUGAAACUCAACCAUAAUAUUAUUCGUACACUAUAAAUUUGUACCUAAGUUUCCCCAACCACGAUUGCGAUCUUCUUCGAGAUAAAAUUUUUCAUCCAUUCGUUAUCAAAGUUUAAAAAUGGUUCUUUCCUCAUUCCAGAAAAGCCAACCGAAUUUAUUUCAACCACGUGCAUUUCAGACGUGGCUCAACGAUGCCCGGUCUCCCUAAUUAAGAGUCCACUUCCUCGCGAUACGAAAAGCAAGGCAAUUUUAAUCGCCGUUGAAAAAAGUCGAAUGUCUCGCUUUUCCCUUCCAAUAAAUUGCUCGCGCCAUCUCUCUCUCGGUUCCCCCGUCAACCUGCCGGGUCCGACCCCCACCCCCUCUCUAAGACCGCCCGACGAAGUAAAGUCAAAGCUAUCGCGGGGCAGGGGGAGACCGUCCGUUACUUCGGUUCAGUCGGUGGUUAGCCGCGCGCUGCGUAACUUGUGUUUUUGUUUACGUCGCUCGACCUCGCGGGACUAACGUGCUUCGAGAGUGUGCAACGGCCACCGCUGUGUGUCGAGCGUAAAUAAAUGUUCUUGUAAUUCUCCCGUUCGGUAUUUCCUUGGCAGUGUCCCGAGGUUCCGCCGAGUGCGGGGAGGCUGAGGAACAGCGGUAAGCGUGUCGCGAAAUUUUUGUUGUUUUUUUGCGAAUCCCCGAUACUCCACUUCUUCGUACCGCCGUGGAAUUCUUCGGGGCGUCCCCGGUGCAUCGGUGGAUGGCAGGUGCGGCACGUUGACGGUGAGUCGCGUGCCUCGCGGGGUGAUGAGGCGCGUAAAAACAACAAUCCCGUUUAUCGCGAACGCGAGAAUUGUUGAUUCCAACGGGGGGGAGGGGCGCGCGGGCGGCCAGGGGAUCGGGCUAGUAUGAAUUCGUUCGAGUUUACGUCCGCCGAGGAGAAACGUGGACUCGCGUUACCCGCGUCUGUUAAAAUGUAAAGUGAUCGGGGGGUUUGGUGCUUAGUGCAUGUGCAACGUGUGUUAUGAGCGGAGUCCUCGGAGGGAGGAAGGAAAGCCACCGGAGGCUCUGCCGAUACCCAGGAUGACCCGAGGCUUACGGAUCAGGCGAUGUUUGCAGGUGCUCGGAUUAAUUAUCGCCACCGCAUACGCCACCCUUCUGCUUUACCAGGCGGUCGCGCCACAAAAGUGGCUGGAGGAUCAGCCAGAGGUGAUCGUCGGGGUGCCGGUCAACGACGACGCUGAUAUAGGAGAGGUGAUCGCUGUUACUCCACCGUUCGCGACAGCGACCGUAGCACCUUCCGGUACAGACCUCAACGACGUCUUCAUCAGCGUUAAAACAACCCGCCAUUAUCAUUACUCCCGACUGCCAGCGAUCCUCAACACGUGGUUCCAGUUGGCCAA
Molecule: messenger RNA, 5701 nt
Organism: Athalia rosae (coleseed sawfly)
Lineage: Eukaryota; Metazoa; Arthropoda; Insecta; Hymenoptera; Athaliidae
Gene: l(3)mbt
Product: lethal(3)malignant brain tumor-like protein 3
Exons: 18
Coding region: 179-3934 (1251 amino acids)
Biological process (GO): regulation of DNA-templated transcription
Cellular component (GO): nucleus
Molecular function (GO): protein binding; zinc ion binding
Source: RefSeq, a predicted model, not a curated record